AUGGAUCCAUCUGAGGUAGUUUACUGCGGUAUCUACCUGGAACAUUCACGGGGAUUUUGGAAUAUAAAUAUGGAUGCAGUGAAUAAUAACAGUUCUACCAGCAUAAAGAUGAAAAAUAACUUCAGUAUAGAACACCUGCUAGCAAAGCCUGAAACUACAGGAUCUCUUGUUCAAAGUGGUACCAAAAUAGUGAACAAUGAGUACGACACAGCGGAUGCGCCGCGCGGAAGAUCGAAUAGUGAAAUUUUCAGGGAAAAUACAACCUCGCCGGAUUCUAGCUGUAACGAGGAGCCGAUGGAUAACUGCAGUGAAGCAGCGUCGGAAGAAAGUGCUUCAGGAACAAACGACGAUCGGAAAAAACGCCCAAGAACCGCGUUCUCCGCUGCCCAGAUAAAAGCACUGGAGACGGAGUUCGAACGCGGGAAAUAUCUAUCAGUAGCCAAAAGAACUGCCCUGGCGAAAUCGUUACAUCUCACCGAAACACAGAUCAAGAUCUGGUUUCAGAACCGGCGAACAAAAUGGAAACGAAAGUACACAUCGGAUGUGGAACAGCUUGCUUCACAUUACUACUCCCAGCUUGGAAUAGGGAAUUUUGCCCGACCGAUGGUAGUUGGCGAUCGGCUAUGGCUUUUCAGUCAAAGUCCCAGCGGUCCAACACCAGUGCAGUCUCUUCUUCUAAACACGCCUCCUGCACUGAAUCCAGGUCAUCCGGCCAUGCGACAGUUUCAGCCCAUUCCUCCCAACCAACCAGGAGCACCGACAUUCGCGGGGCGUCCCAGCAAUGGGUACACUGUGAACUACCUCCCAAAAUCAAGCAUCCCGUCGCAGGCACCGAGCUUUCUGAGUCGCCUACCACCUGCCAGUUUUAAACCAAUCCCGAUGGAAGAAGGGAUCAGCUUCUACAAGGGUCAGCCAGAAAUGAUGGAUAGCUACUAUGGUUCACUGAAGUUCGGUCCGACAGAACUGGUUAGUGAAGAACUUUCGCCAGUUAGCAGUGGCUCUGGUAUUGCGGAUUUGGAACGAGCAUUCGGAAAUCCAUGUGAGCUACUAGGUGGCCAUACGACAAGAACCCCAGUUCUAGUGGCUCAUUCUGAAACUAAAGAGGACGGUAGAGUGACAGAUGUGGCUGAGGAUUCGUCUAGUGAUAUAGACUGUGAGGAAGUUAAUGAUAAAGAAUAA
Molecule: messenger RNA, 1179 nt
Organism: Topomyia yanbarensis
Lineage: Eukaryota; Metazoa; Arthropoda; Insecta; Diptera; Culicidae
Gene: lms
Product: homeobox protein HMX3
Exons: 3
Coding region: 1-1179 (392 amino acids)
Biological process (GO): regulation of DNA-templated transcription
Molecular function (GO): DNA-binding transcription factor activity, RNA polymerase II-specific; DNA binding
Source: RefSeq, a predicted model, not a curated record